AUGCCGGAACAUACAACACCUCCAAGCAUAAUCUGCCCAGGUGACAUCACAGCAGACAACGACCCGGGUCUGGACAGUGCCGAGGUGACAUGGACAGCACCAGUUGCUACUGACACCACGGGAGUUACACCUGUGGUCCUCAGUAGUGUUACACCGCCACAUAGGUUCUCAACAGCUGAAAAUGGAACAGAAUUCUACCGGGGUACCUACAUCGUUGAGUAUCGUGCAACAGAUAAUGGAGGCAAUACCAAGACAUGUGAAUUUACUAUAGAUGUUGUUCCCCGUAGGUGUGAGUACUAUCGACCGCCUGUAAACGGAGCUACAGCAUGUGACACCUGGCUAUAUGGGCAAUUCUGCACAGUACUUUGCAACCAUCUGUACGAGUUUGCAACAAGCCCAGCUCAACUCUAUGUCUGUGGUGGAUCAGGGGACUGGAGUACCUUCCCACUUGGUAACUCACUCCCUUGGCCAGAUUGUUCUGAACGAAGGGAUCCCAAUGAAGUUCACAAAGGUCUGGAGGCACAGUAUUUCGUGGGUGACUGCCAUGACGAAAGUACUCAACUCAGCAUCAAGCAGCAGUACCUUGAAAUCCUGCAAGGUUCAAUAUUCGCCAUGAUAGGAGCUUGUACGGAUGAUCAAGGGAACAACGCCUGCCUUGUAGAAAAUGUGGUGGUCCACUCUGGCGGAGUAAAUGGCACAAUAACAACGCAUAAACCCAUAACUUGUUCACGACUUAACCCACUACCCAAUGCGGUAGCAUACCCAAGCAACUGUACCAUGAGCAAAACAAGCUACCUUGACAGCUGUAUUUUCUCCUGCAAACCUGGAUAUAGCAGUACCAACGGACAGACGACUCUAGUGACUACAUGUGGUGCUUCUUCGAUCCCUGGCAGCAGCGACGGGACAUGGACAGAACCGAUCGAUGGCUUCAAUUGUGAAGGUGGAUACUUGACACUUUAG
Molecule: messenger RNA, 960 nt
Organism: Branchiostoma belcheri (Belcher's lancelet)
Lineage: Eukaryota; Metazoa; Chordata; Leptocardii; Amphioxiformes; Branchiostomatidae
Product: sushi, von Willebrand factor type A, EGF and pentraxin domain-containing protein 1-like
Exons: 6
Coding region: 1-960 (319 amino acids)
Source: RefSeq, a predicted model, not a curated record